GCCACACGACACUACACAAAAAAAGUUUUGACAAGAGAUCUUAUGACUUUCACUUUCCGACAGUUGAAAUGUUUUAGCGGUUAAUAUUAUUUGAAGGCUAAUUAACAGCUUAAAUUUUCCAAUUUUUACGCUUUUCCAAGAGGAAAGAUAACUUUUACUUCUCAAAUUAAUCUACAUUCCUUUCACCUUAAACGCACCAACGAAUAGGUGAAAAAAAUAUUAUUUUGCAUUGCUACGGCUAUCUUUUCUCCUCCCCCCUCCCCCCAUCAUUACUCUUUCCUCCCUUAUCAUUUUACUAAUACGCCUCGUUCCUUCUCCCUUACACCUUUUCUACUAGUUACUUCUGAUUUCCAAUUAUCAAUGUGGGAGUCGUGCAUCCCUAUGCCUUAUGAUGUUUUCAUGUUUUUUUUUUGUUUUUUGUUUUUUUCAGUUUUUUGUUGUUUUGUUUAUUGAUUGCUUUUAUUUAUGUAUUGUGUCCUUUUUUCAUUCAGGUCACUAAACUAAGCGUGAACAGCGACACUUUAAUCACCGGACAUGACGGAAUCAGUUGGUAUGACUGUGGUACUCCUCCUACUCGCCAUUAUAGAUAUCGUUGGUAACGUUAUCGUUUGUGCGAUCAUCAAGAGAAAUCGAGAUAUGAGGAGUCCCAUGAAUUAUCUUCUUCUAAACCUGGCUAUAGCUGAUAUCAUGUAUGCCGCGUUCAUCGCCCCUCGAGUUUACUUCCAGCUUACUUUAAAUCAUCCAGAUGGAGUGAUGGGCACAAUUUUUUGCAAAUUUGUGACAGAUGGAAGUGUCGCGUGGAUUGGAGGAGCCUCUUCCAUUGUCACUUUGACUGCAAUCGCCAUUGAACGAUAUUAUGCAGUAAUGUAUCCCCAUGGAAACAAAUGGAAACUUACCGAGCAAAAACUGAAGGUGAUUAUUCCCUUUAGCUGGAUUUUUGCCAUACUUCUUAUCACGCCGAUGUUCAUUGUCAAAGAUGUCUUGAAGAACAAGGACGGAGGUAGCUUCUGUGCAUAUGUCUACCCAGAGGAGUGGAUGGGUAGAGCAUAUACCACCACAUGGAAUGUGGUUUUCUUUCUUCCAUUGGCUUUGAUGAUUGUGUUGUAUGCCAGAGUCGUGCGCGCUUUGUGGUUUCAUGGUAAUGAUGACAAUCAACUGACACAUCAACAGAAGGGAGUGGCGAGAGUGCGAAAAAGAGUCACUCUGAUGGUCGUAGCUAUCACUGCCAUAUAUGGGAUCUGUUGGGGCACGAAUGAAGUUGUUUACGCCAUCGAGUUCAUAGCACUGCACCACAUUGGUCACCUCCCAAUGGCCAUCGCUAACACGAUGGUCUUGUUUAAUUCUGCUAUCAACCCGUUUGUAUACGCGCUGUUGAACAAGCAGUUCAGAGAGAAGAUGAAGGUAAUGUUAUGCUGCACACAUUCCCCGGCUGCCAGGAUUCAUCCUAAGAGGAAAAGCAAGGACACGGUCCUUGAUCACAACACCAUCCCCUCGAUUUACACAGCAGCGUCAUCUACAACGGAGUGAUAAGUGUUCCGAGCUGAUUAGCGCAUUCUGAAGGAUCAGACUCACUUGUUCUAGAAUUUGAGCGGAAAAAAUACGAUACAUGCAUUUCACUAUGUCCACGUACUUUCACAAGAAAUAUGUUGUUUUUAUACUGUAAUGGUAAAGUACAGUUGCACACACUUUGUUUUUAAUCGAAGUUGUUUAUGUCAUUUAUAAUACAUAACUUGCACCUGUAUAUUACACAUGAGGGUCUCAUUGGGGUGUGGUGGGGUGGUUUUACGGCUAACGGUUAGUUUAUUUUCCUUACGGUCAACAGAAAUCCCGGGGAGGUAUUCCCAAAAAAAUUGGGUGGGGGUGUGCGGUCCGCUUCCCAAAACCCUUACCCUAUUUAUGACCAAAAUCUGCGAU
Molecule: messenger RNA, 1914 nt
Organism: Orbicella faveolata
Lineage: Eukaryota; Metazoa; Cnidaria; Anthozoa; Scleractinia; Merulinidae
Product: QRFP-like peptide receptor
Biological process (GO): G protein-coupled receptor signaling pathway
Cellular component (GO): membrane
Molecular function (GO): G protein-coupled receptor activity
Source: RefSeq, a predicted model, not a curated record